AUGGCGACGUCGACGAUGACGGAGGCGGCGGAGCGCGAGACGUUGUUACGCGCGCGCGGGGACGACGCGGCGGAGGUAUCGGAGCGAAGUGAGACGCGCCGUGAGUUCGUGCGCGUGGCGUUGGUGUUGGUGUCGUGCGCUUUGGUGUUGGGCGUCGUGAGCGCGUUCACGGGCGUGAACGCGGGCGCGAACGCGGGCGCGAAAGCGGUGAACCAACGCCUUGGGGCGGCACCGGUGAAAUCGUUCGCGUGGUUGAUCCAAGGGAAGGACGCGCCGGGGGAGUAUCAGCGGUGGGCGAGCGACGCGAGAGACGUGUUCGAGUUGGCGUACAUGGCGGACGACUCGAUCGAGAAGGGCGAUCCGUUUCGAUUUCACGUUCCGGGGACGAAUUGGGCUACGGGGAGGAACGCGUUGAUGGAGCGUGCGGUGAGGCAUGGGCUCGAGCGCGAGGAUGGGAGCGACGGAUACGAGUAUUACGUCUUCAUCGACGAUGAUUUACCAGCAAUGAUGAAGCCAAAUGCGACGGAGUACAUGGCGGCGUUCGAACGAGAGCUCAUGAACAAGCGACCGAUGGUGGCGUACACGCCGUCCUCAAAAGGUUGGGCCACCGGGCGGGCGAGAGGCGACCCUCGUGGACGUCACGGGCACGACAUCGUGGGACCGAAUUUUUACGAUCCCAACCUUCAGGCGUUCCAUACAUCCACUCUCGGGUUGUUACUCCCGAUCGACGCGUCUAGAGACUCGCCGUGCGUGGGAUUUUCGUCGAUGACGACGCACUUGAUGAGUUUCGCGUUCUUCUCGCACGGUAUCGUCGGAUUUCAAUCGCGCGACAUUCUUCUCAACCCGCACGAGGAGCAUGCGCACGGAGGCGACGAGCCGCAUGCGACUAAGUACCGAGCCGACAAAACAUGCGGAGCCGUGGUCUCCAUCAACAACGCCCACCCGACAACACAACCGGCAAAGUACCUCGCCAAGGCGCUCAUUGGGCCGCAGUCUAGACCAGCACUGCACGAGGCAACGCGAGCGACUGGCGGGAAGACGCCGAUUCGAUUCAUGCCGAAGUGCGCUGAGCGAGUCCCGGUGCAUCGUCAUCGCGCCAAUCCCAAGUGGAUCAACGCCAACAUCGAUUCGAAGCACCCCAUGCACUCACUACUCUUGGGAUUCAUGGAGAAAUUUCCCUCGCUCUUCCCGGACGACGCCGACUUUUACGUGGACAAACCGUGGUGCUGA
Messenger RNA from Ostreococcus tauri, 1230 nucleotides. RefSeq names its product unnamed product. Lineage: Eukaryota; Viridiplantae; Chlorophyta; Mamiellophyceae; Mamiellales; Bathycoccaceae. The record is from RefSeq and is a predicted model, not a curated record. The transcript has a single exon. The coding region runs from base 1 to 1230 and encodes 409 amino acids.